CUUCCGUAUAACAGGUCACGUGGUCUGAUAUUUGUAGUUUUUUUCCCCCCCUGUGUCUAAAGCGACGUUGGGAGCUAUUCGUAAAAUGGAAACAUACUAUGCAGAACAAGCUUCAACAUAGAAAGAGCAAAUUCCUGCGCUUCAGCUCCAAGCCCCGCUGCAGAGAGGAUGUUCCCCAGCCUGGCCCACAGACCAUGGCAUGUGUUUUGCAGAGUGUCCCUGCAGCGCAGGUCCUCACUGCACCACUGGGCUCCUAGGUUUCCUCCAGGUUGGCAGGGUCGCGGCGUACGCAGCCUACGGUUCAGCCUUCCAGACUCACGUUUGGCCUCUUUGGGGCCGACCCAGGUGCAGUAUUACUCUACCUCUGGUGAUGGUAAAGAUGUUCCUCCAAAAUCAGAAUCAGCUGAUGCCCCCUCAGCAGAAACCGUGGCAUCUGGUGCAGCAAAAGCCCCCCCUAAUUCAACAGAUAAAGCAUCUCAAGUGCUGACGAAAGCUGAGACAAUUCAAGUUAAAGUUCGAGCUGUCCUUAAGAAAAGAGAGUAUGGAGCCAAAUACACUCAAAACAACUUCAUCACUGCUGUCAGAGCCAUGAAUGAGUUCUGUCUCAAACCAAGUGAUCUGGAGCAGCUCAGGAAGAUCAGGAGGCGCAGCCCCCAUGAUGACACAGAGGCGUUUACUGUGUUUUUGCGGUCAGACGUGGAGGCCAAAGCUCUAGAUGUGUGGGGAAGCCAUGAAGCUUUAGCCAGAGAGAGGAAUCUCAGGAAAGAGGUGGAGAGAGAGUUUCAAGAGAAUAUUUUCCGCAAUCAGCAGCUAUUGAAGGAAUACAAAGACUUCUGGGGAAACACUAAGCCACGGUCCGGUAAGAGGGCAACAUUUCUACAAGGUCCAGGGAAGGUGGUAAUGGUGGCCAUCUGCAUCAAUGGUUUGAACUUCUUCUUCAAGCUUCUGGCAUGGGUCUACACCGGAUCAGCCAGUAUGUUUUCAGAGGCCAUCCACUCUCUGGCCGACACCUGUAACCAGGCUCUGCUCGCUCUGGGAAUCAGCCAGUCUGUCCGCAACCCGGAUGCUGUUCAUCCGUACGGCUUUUCAAACAUGCGCUACAUCGCCUCCCUCAUCAGUGGAGUGGGCAUUUUUAUGAUGGGAGCAGGCCUCUCUUGGUACCACGGCAUUAUGGGUUUACUGCAUCCAGAACCGAUGGAGUCUUUGCUCUGGGCAUACUGUAUUUUGGCAGGCUCUCUGGUGUCUGAAGGAGCCACCUUACUAGUUGCAAUUAACGAGAUAAAGAAGAGUGCCAAGCAGCAUGGAAUGUCUUUUUAUGAAUAUGUUAUGCAGAGUCGUGACCCCAGCACCAAUGUGGUGCUGCUGGAAGAUGCUGCUGCCGUGUUGGGGGUCAUCAUGGCUGCUAGCUGUAUGGGACUCACCUCACUCACAGGUAACCCGUACUAUGACAGUCUGGGCUCUCUGGGCGUGGGCACCUUGCUGGGCGCGGUCUCGGCCUUCCUGAUCUACACCAACACCGAGGCCCUGCUGGGGCGCUCCAUACAGGCAGAGCAUUUGCAGAAGCUCACAGAGUUCCUAGAAAACGACCCAGCUGUAAGGGCCAUCCAUGAUGUGAAGGCCACAGAUAUGGGACUGAGUAAAGUGCGCUUCAAGGCUGAGGUUGACUUCGAUGGGCGGGUGGUGACACGGUCUUAUUUGGAAAAACAAGACAUUGACCAAAUCCUCAAUGAAAUCCAGCAGGUCAAAACACCUGAAGAGCUGGAGAACUUCAUGCUGAAGCACGGCGAGAACAUCAUAGACACCUUAGGGGCAGAGGUGGAUCGCUUAGAGAAAGAACUCAAGCAACGUAACCCAGAGGUUCGCCACGUAGACUUGGAGAUACUAUAGUGCCUCAGAUUCUGCUGAGGAAAUGUCCUGCCGCACAAAGAACAUUAGAGGAAGGAAUAGAGAAAGCAGCCCCACCAACCAUGAUCAUCUCCACCUCUAAUGAACCUGAAGUCUUACUCCAGAUCAGCCCUGAAGCACAAAGGCAGCGUUUGAACUUGAAAGUGUUGGAGAUGCUCAGUUUGAAUCUAACCACGAAUCCUUCCAUCCAUCAUUCCUCAGUGUUUGUGUCUGGAUUUUCCAAAGGUCCAAACUCAGAACAGGAUCAGUGUCAGCUACCAAACCUGUACAUGAAGCUUACGUGUGAACAGUGAUUGUGUUUCCUACACAGGUAAAAGGAAACUGGAGCUCUACAUAUUUAAUUCAAAGGUAUUUAAAGACUAGUUCAUGUUAGAUGGUGUUUUCUUUUAAUAUAAAACCUUCCUGAAGAUGGCUCUGUAAGGAUGCUGAGAUUUUAUUGCUUGAAGAUGUAUUCAGAUUAAAUUGAUGUAAAGCACAUCAUUUGAUUUCUAGUGGAUGUGUAAAAAUGAAUGCAAAGGAGGGAAAAAUCAAACUUGAUUUAUCAUGUCUUUUAUUAAAGUAAAAGAAAAAUGUGAUAGAGAAGAGAAAAUUGAAGUUUAAGGCGAUAUGAUCCCCUGAAAUUUUUCUCCAGAUUGCUUUUUUUUUUGCUACCCACAGUCACCUUAUCAGCAGGUGAUCAGUUCUGAAAAGAUAAACUCCUGAACAAGGAUAGAAGGGUUUCAUCCCCACAUUUUUUUUCUUUAACAAAAACUUUUUUUCCCAGAUUUCACUAAAUGCAGGCUUCCUACCUUUUUCCCUGAUAAAAUACAUGCCUGCUAAUGGCAUGUGUUUUAUCAGUUAAAUAUGUAGCAGGUAACAUCCCUUACCAAACUCCGUAUUUCUACUGAUUAAUCUAAAAAAUGUUCAACUUCUUUGAUUUUCUUCUUUUCUUUUAACUCUGCGUUAGCACCUAGCUAGCUGCAGCUGAGACACACCUGCAAUGGCCCAGUGCUGCUUCAGGAGGUGGGCCGGAGUCAUAAGGCUGGUCAUGGAUGACGGGUUUAUAGAUAUUUUGGAUGGUUUCAAUAGUUAUUUUACUGAUAUUGUCACUGCUGAAGGACUUGGAAUAAAUUCAGAAUAAUUUAUU
Cyprinodon variegatus (sheepshead minnow) is the source of this 3031-nucleotide messenger RNA. It is a transcript of the gene slc30a9, whose product is annotated as solute carrier family 30 (zinc transporter), member 9. The transcript has 18 exons. Gene Ontology annotation, biological process: transmembrane transport; positive regulation of transcription by RNA polymerase II; zinc ion transport. The record is from RefSeq and is a predicted model, not a curated record. Gene Ontology annotation, molecular function: monoatomic cation transmembrane transporter activity. Gene Ontology annotation, cellular component: nucleus; membrane. Bases 169 to 1887 code for a protein of 572 amino acids. Lineage: Eukaryota; Metazoa; Chordata; Actinopteri; Cyprinodontiformes; Cyprinodontidae.